AUGGCCGCCGUCAACGGUGGUUACACCACCGGUGCCAGUAGAGAUGAAGCUGAGCUCCACCGGAGAAACGUUGCUUCCUAUGAGAAGACAAAUGGUGGUCACGUCGUGAAGCUGGAAGCGGACGAUACCAAGAAGCUCCAAAAGCCUCAAGCGGGGUUCCUCCAGAUUCUUGAUGAGUAUGAAUAUAUCAUUGCGCCCGUAAUUUUCACAGCAUUUGCACUCUUCACACGAUUAUGGAAGAUCGGCUUGUCAAAUAUUGUGACCUGGGAUGAGGCUCAUUUCGGCAAGUUUGGCUCCCACUACCUAAAACGAGACUUCUACUUCGAUGUCCACCCUCCGCUCGGAAAGAUGCUGGUCGGCCUGUCUGGCUAUCUGGCCGGCUAUAACGGUUCGUUCGAGUUCAAGUCCGGCGAGACCUAUCCUGAAGAAGUCAACUACACCUUCAUGCGUAUCUUCAAUGCGAUGUUUGGUGUGGUGACUAUUCCUCUCGCCUAUUUCGCCGCUCGUGAUCUCAAUUUCCGACGCGAAACAGUCUGGCUCAUCACGUUGAUGGUCCUUUGCGAAAACUCUUACGCCACAAUCUCGCGCUUCAUCCUGCUUGACUCGAUGCUUCUCUGUUUCACCUUCACCACGGUCCUCUGCUGGGCAAGAUUCCACAAACUGCGGAACCAGAGCUGGACUGUUGAGUGGUUCGUGUGGCUCUUCCUGAGCGGCAUCAGCAUUGGCUGUGUGUGCAGUGUGAAAUGGGUCGGACUAUUUGCAACUGCUCUUGUCGGCUUGUACACCGCAGAGGAUCUGUGGAACAAGUUCGGAGACCUGAAGAUGCCGAAGACUGAACUGGCCAGUCACGUCGUCGUCCGAGUCAUCGGCCUGAUCGUGAUACCAAUGAUGGUGUACAUGUUCUCGUUUUAUCUUCACUUCACUAUUCUCAAUACCUCUGGGCCGGGCGAUGCGCAGAUGUCGUCGCUCUUCCAGGCGAAUCUCAAAGGCACAGAAGUUGGCAGAGACGCUCCUCUGGAAAUUGCUCUUGGUUCCAAGAUCACUCUUAAGAAUAUGGGCUAUGGUGGUGGCCUCCUGCACUCUCACGUCCAGACCUACCCUGAGGGCAGCAAGCAGCAACAGGUCACGUGUUACCACCACAAAGAUGCCAACAACGACUGGUUCUUCUAUCCCAAUCGCAGUCGACCUGCGUACGAUGCUGAAGCGCCCCUCGAGUUCAUUGGCGACAAGGACAUCGUCCGGUUGAUUCACGCUCAGACUGGCCGUAAUCUGCAUUCUCACACCGUUAGCGCUCCUGUUACCAAGGGCGACUACGAAGUCUCGUCCUAUGGCAACAUGACAGUCGGAGAUGAGAAGGAUCACUGGAAGAUCGAGGUCGUUAAAGAUGCUGCAUCAUCGGAUCGGUCUCGCAUUCGCACCUUGACAACGUCCUUCCGACUCAAGCACGCUGUCUUGGGGUGUUACCUUCGCGCCGGUAACGUUAAUCUCCCCCAAUGGGGUUUCAAGCAAAUCGAAACGACUUGUGUCAAGCAGAAUCAUCCUCGCGAUGUGUACACUCACUGGAAUGUCGAGUCCCACAUCAACGAGCGACUUCCUCCGGGCGAUGCCAAGGCGUAUCGCUCUCCCUUUUUCACCGAUUUCAUUCACCUGAACGUAGCUAUGAUGACCUCCAACAACGCCCUGGUCCCUGAUCCAGACAAGCAAGACGAUUUGGCCUCUCAGUUUUGGCAGUGGCCAAUCCUCCAUGUCGGUCUCCGCAUGUGCUCCUGGGACGACAAGAUCACCAAGUACUUCCUGCUGGGCAACCCUUUGGUAUACUGGGGUUCGACUGCCUCGUUGGGGGUACUCGGCCUGAUCGUCGCGUGGUAUCUGGUGCGUUGGCAACGCGGCUACGUUGAGCUCACUCAAGGUGACAUUGACCACAUCCACUAUGCGGGCAUAUACCCAGUGAUUGGGUGGGUGUUCCACUAUUUACCUUUUGUGAUCAUGGCACGUGUCACUUAUGUGCAUCACUACUACCCAGCCCUGUACUUUGCUAUCCUCACGGCGGGAUUCUGUGUGGAUUGGGUCACUCGUCCACUCAACAAGAGGUUGCGUUGGGGGGUGUACUCGGUGCUCUUCGCGGCAGUCAUUGGUUUGUUUGUGCUCUUCAGCCCAGUUGUGUUCGGCAUGCAGGGUAGCAACCGACAGUAUGGAUAUCUUCGGUGGUUCGAGAAAUGGAGGAUCUCCGAUGCCUGA
Molecule: messenger RNA, 2238 nt
Organism: Cyphellophora europaea CBS 101466
Lineage: Eukaryota; Fungi; Ascomycota; Eurotiomycetes; Chaetothyriales; Cyphellophoraceae
Exons: 4
Coding region: 1-2238 (745 amino acids)
Biological process (GO): protein O-linked glycosylation via mannose
Cellular component (GO): membrane; endoplasmic reticulum
Molecular function (GO): dolichyl-phosphate-mannose-protein mannosyltransferase activity
Source: RefSeq, a predicted model, not a curated record